AUGAAUACAAUUGCGGAAAACCGAGCUAGUGAUACCUCUAACUAUUCAUCAACUAAAGAUUUAGAUAAUUGGGUUGAACAACUGUAUGAAUGCCAUCAAUUAAAUGAAAAUCAGGUCAAAAUUCUUUGUGACAAGGCAAAGGAAAUUCUACAAAACGAAUCGAAUGUAAAAGAGGUCAAAUGCCCAGUAACAGUGUGUGGUGAUGUUCAUGGUCAGUUUCAUGAUUUACUUGAGCUCUUCAAAAUGGGUGGUAAAGCUCCAAAUACUAACUAUCUGUUUAUGGGGGAUUAUGUCGAUAGAGGAUAUCAUUCAGUUGAAACAGUUACCUUGCUUGUUUGUCUAAAGGUUCGCUUCAAAGAUCGCGUUACUAUUUUAAGGGGGAAUCAUGAAUCAAGACAAAUUACACAAGUUUACGGUUUCUACGAUGAAUGCCUACGCAAAUAUGGCAAUGCGAAUGUUUGGAAAUGUUUUACUGAUCUCUUCGAUUAUUUGCCUCUUACUGCAUUAAUUGAAAAUCAGAUAUUUUGUUUGCAUGGAGGACUUUCGCCUUCAAUUGAUAGUUUAGAUCAUAUUCGGUCAUUUGAUAGGAUACAGGAAGUCCCGCACGAAGGUCCAAUGUGUGACUUAUUAUGGUCAGAUCCAGAUGAUCGAUGUGGAUGGGGUAUUUCGCCGAGGGGAGCCGGUUACACUUUUGGCCAGGACAUAUCUGAAACUUUCAAUCAUGCAAAUAAACUUACGUUAAUUUCGAGGGCACAUCAACUUGUGAUGGAGGGGUACAACUGGAGCCAUGAUCGAAACGUGGUUACCGUAUUCUCGGCACCAAAUUAUUGUUACCGUUGCGCAAACCAAGCAGCUAUGGUUGAACUCGAUGAUGAACUUCGAUAUUCUUUCCUUCAGUUCGAUCCUGCGCCACGAAAUACGCAGACAAAUGUGACUCGUCAAACACCGGACUAUUUUCUCUGA
Dracunculus medinensis (Guinea worm) is the source of this 963-nucleotide messenger RNA. The record is from the annotation of a GenBank genome assembly. Lineage: Eukaryota; Metazoa; Nematoda; Chromadorea; Rhabditida; Dracunculidae.